UAUUGCUUUAAUCUAUAUUGCUUGAUUGCAUUGUGCUUGCUCUAUAUGCAUUACAAGUUUUCUGCAUACAAUAAUCGUAUUGUGUUGUUGUUUUUCAAGAGAUACUUGUUCUUAUGGUUCAAGAGCUACACAAAUUCUAGAGUUAGGUGUAACUGAGUUUUGUUCAACUAUUCCCAACUCACAUGUUAAGUCUAGAAUUUUUUUUUUUUAGGGUUUUGUCGCGGAAUAGCCAAAGGGGGAGAUUGUAAGGUUGAAUUUAAUCAACUAUCUUGUUGGCUUUAUUCCGUGUCAAAUUUGCUUGUAAUUCAACAUUUAGAAAUCCUGUAUUUAGGUGGGAAUCAUGUAAGGGUAGUGUGUGAGAGAAUGUGAAGGAAAAGCUCAAGAGUGUGCACUCAACAGGGCCUCGCGACUACAUCUUGCGACUAGCUCAUGGCUGGCAAGUCACCAAAGUUGACACACGUGUGAAGCAUGUAGAGGAGCUGAAGAGCCACGCCAGCUGGAGCAUUACAUGACAAAACUUCUAGUCUGGCUAGGCAAUUAGCUCGUGACUCAAACUUGCAACUCAAUGAAGUUGCGGGGUCAAGUCGCCAGACCACUCUAUUUGGGAAAAACUAACCUUUCGCAUUCCAAACACACACCAGUAUAAAUACCCUUUAUACCCACGUAUUGUAGAGAGCUUCUAAAGAGAAUUUUGAGAGAGAAACCCUAGAGAAAAACAAGAUUGAUUCAUCCACAAUUUUCAUCCUUUGAUUCUCCAAAUUCCUCUACUCUUACUCUCUCCAUUGUUACAUCCUUAAAAGGUACAUUAACCAAAACCUUUUCUCACCAUACCCAUAUCUGUAAGGAGGCUAUUUGGUACUUGGGAAGCAAUUAGGAAGGGAUCAAUUGAUAUUGGUUGAUGCUAUAGGUUAUAGUGGGAUCCGGUAAGUUAGAGAAGAUAAAGGUUCGGCGUAACCUCAUUGGAGCAAGAAGUUUGGAGUGCUUAGGUACACUAGGUAGAUUAGGCUUGGAGGGUCUUUUACUGUUCAUGUAUCCCAACUUCAUUCUCUAGUGGAUUAUUGACUGCUUGGAGGGUAGCGGAAAGGUUUUACGUCGAGGACUUCGGUUUCCUCUUUGAUAACACAUCGCUAUGUUGUCUUUGUGUUUGCAUCUCUCUUCCCUUAAUCUUUGCCAUUUAAUUUCUGCUGUGAUUGUGAUUUUAUUUGGUUUAGAUUGUUUUAUCAAUUCUGGUUUAGCUUAUUUUCAUAUUCCGCACAUACAUUGUUUGAUAAUAAGCUUGAAUUGGUAAUUUGUAAUUUGAGGGUAUAAACAUUCAAGUUGUUUUACACCUUAUGUUUUCUCUUCAAUAACACAUCGUUGUGUUGUCUUUGUGUUUUACACACUAUUUGAACAUUCAUGGUUGAUUAAGAGGGGGAUAGAUUAUAUUUUUUGAAUUGAUCAGUGGUCUAGAUGGAAAUUUUAUGAAUUUGAUUGUUCUUGACAGCUGGAGGAGAUAAAUCACUUUGUCCUUGAUUCUUAGUUUACUGGGAGAUUAGCAUACUAAUUUUUAGCAAUUGUACCCUAAUAACUAAUUGACCUCAAUAGGGGACUUUGAGAGUCCAUUUCUAGGUGAAUUGAUGUGCUAAUCAUUGGAAAUUGUCUUUUACAGAUAUAAUAAUUGUGAAAGCCCUCCAUGUAUAACCAUAUUGCAUUUGGUUUGAGUUGUCUCAGUGCUAGUUAAUGUGCCAAGACCGGAAAUGGUAUUUUGCAAGGGUUAUAAACAAGACAGCCUUACAAUUUGAUAUUGUUGUGAGAGAUGGCUUCUGCAACUGGAUUUUUAGGUCUGAAGUUCAAUGUGCUUGGAUCAAAAAGCAAUAUGGUUUGCCUGUCAAAGAGACUGUGCAUUGAAGUUUUUGAAAUGCUAACAAUAGUUCUGGUCAAGUGGCAAAUGAACUUUUGAUAUUGGGCAUGUCUAUAGGAUAGCCAUAGGAGUGACUUUCCUAUUAACUGAAUAUCACAGAGCUUCCUAAUUAUGGAAAGAAAGCUGUCAUUGGAGGUUUGCUAAGUAAACAGUUAAGAAUAUAAAUUUGUUUUUCACUGACAAUGUAACACGAGUUGUAUAAUCUAGAAAGGUGGACCUUCUCAUGGAUUUAAGAUUGGUGUUGCUUGCAGUGAUUAGGUUUUCAAAGAUAAAGACCUGGAACAUUAGGGGAACUUGUGAGAAAUAUGCAGUGUAUAAAGCUCAUUGACUUCACCAAUAAAUCUGCUUUGUCAGUCGCAUUGAAGAUAUUGGAGCAUAAUCUUGCUUGUUAUUCUUCUACUUUCUUUGUUCUGAAACUUUUGCCAUUUUUUGAACAUAUGAUGAAUUAGGAGCCAAAAUUUCCCUGAAAUACUAAUCUAGCUUUGGCUAACCAUGUAAUUAAGUAUUGAAUUCUCAAAUUAUGUGUCACUGUGAUUUUCUUAUAUCAUUCCCCUAAUUCUGUUCAAUAUGAUGACAGGAUUAGGACAAGUUGAAGAGGCAUGGUUUGAUUUAGCUGCAAUUCUGGAGUCUGAGUGUGAUGAAGAUUACCAAAGUGUUGCAAAUGAUUUGUUAUCUCUGAACGGCUUUGAAGGUGCAUCCGUAUCAAGUAUUCCAUCUCUAAGAGAUGCCAAUCAUUUGGACCAUAAUCUCAAUAACCAUCAUGCCUAUUCCACCAAUCAUAUACAGAAACCGGGGGAUUUGUCAAUAGGGAAUUCAACACUCAACUCUGUUAAUGAGGUUUCUAGAUGUGAUGGACCUUCAAAUGAAGCAAACCAUCCAGUGUACCUUGAUGAAGUCUCCUCAUCUGUGGAUGGAAGUCCUGGCAAGGAAGUAAGAGUAUUAGAUAACUGUGGGAUUCUCCCAAGCAACUGCUUACCUUGUCUUGCAUCCACUGUUCCUUCAGUUGAAAAGAGAAGAUCAUUAAGUUCUAGUCCGCCAAGUUCGAGAAAAAAGGCUUCCUCAAAGCUUUCCUUCAAAUGGAAAGAUGGAAAUGUGAAUGGCCCUCUAUUUUCCUCGAAGAUGCUUCUGGAAAGGCCAAUAGUAGGUUCCCAAGUACCUUUUUGUCCAAUAGAUAAUAAAAUGCUUGAUUGUUGAUCACAUAUUGAGCCAAAUACUUUCAAAGUUCGAGCUGUAAAUUAUUUUAGGUAAGACUGUGAGAACAUAGUACUCAAUUGUUUUAUAUAUGCAUAAUUACAUGGCAUAUA
Messenger RNA from Quercus robur (English oak), 3204 nucleotides. RefSeq lists its product as uncharacterized. The record is from RefSeq and is a predicted model, not a curated record. The coding region runs from base 2468 to 3094 and encodes 208 amino acids. The transcript is spliced from 3 exons. Lineage: Eukaryota; Viridiplantae; Streptophyta; Magnoliopsida; Fagales; Fagaceae.